AUGGCGCCGAAUGGCUACAGGAAGAUCACCUCGACCAAUGAAUUCACUGAGAAAGUUGGUUUUGUCUCUAUCCUUUUGUUUCAAUGGAUGAACGAGGUCAUGAAGACAGGCAAUCAACGAGCCUUGGAGGAAAGCGAUUUUGUACCGCUCUCNUUAAAGUCUACGGAAAUGAAGAGGAAGGACGACCUUAUCCUUGAAGAUGUGGAAUUCAUUGCUGCAUCAGGAACCUUGACAGUUAUCACCGGGCCAGUAGGCAGCGGAAAAUCAACUCUUCUCUUAGCGAUCGCUGGCGAGAUGUCAGACAUAAGUGGAACAAUUAGUCGUCAUGGAACUUUUGUGUACGCGCCGCAAGUAGCCUGGGUGUUCUCUGGAACCUUAAGAGAAAAUAUCUUAUUUGGCGAGUCGUACAAUGAAUCAAGAUACACCAGGGUAAUCGAGGCUUGCGCCCUCACGAAAGACUUUCAGCAGUUUCCGAACGGUGAUGAAACUGUUGUUGGUGAGCGCGGUGCCGUUCUUAGUGGUGGUCAGCGUGCAAGAGUAAAUUUAGCACGCGCCGUGUAUGUGGAUGCAGACCUCUACUUGUUGGACGAUCCUCUCAGUGCUGUGGACUUCAAAGUGGGUCAGCAUAUCUUUGAAAAGUGUAUCAAGGAUGUGCUUGGUAAAAAGACCCGACUUUUAACUUCUCAUCAAGAGCCACACAUGAUAGAUGCUGACCAAGUGAUAAUACUGUAUAAAGGGCGCGUACUGGGGAAGGGGACCUACGUAGAGCUUCAAGAUAAAGGAAUUUUAAAUACCACCAUUUACCCACUGUGCAAAAACACUCUUAUAGAGAAAUUUAAUGGUCUGGAAAUAUCUGUUGAAGAUCGGGCAAUCGGAACGGUGUCAAGUAAGCUUUACUGGGACUACUUCAGAGGUGGCAUUCACCCCUUAUUGAUCAUUGGAGUUGUUAUUCUGUGUCUUAUUACUCAAGCAUCGAUGGUUGCCCCCGACGUUUGGCUGUCGUUUUUGACCAGGAAACGUCCUUCAGAACAGAGAGACAAGACGAAUCUAGCUAUCUAUGGCUGUUUCGUCGCUGCCUCUUUCAUAUUAGGCAUCGUAAGAUGCUACAUUUUAUUUUUAGUUUGUCUAAGAUGCUCCGAACGUCUUCAUGACAAAAUGGUUGUGGCUCUUUUACAAGCACCGGUACUUUUCUUUGACUCAAAUCCUGUGGGUAGAAUUCUGAAUCGAUUCUCUAAAGAUGUCGGCUGCAUGGACGAAUUAUUACCGCUACAGUUUCUAUCUACAGUUCAGCUGGUGCUGCUGUUGUUCUCAUCGGUUAUCGUGCCUUCUGUUACGAAUCCUUGGCUUGUGUUUGUCACCAUUCCAGUGACGGCUAUGAUUCUUUACUUCGCAAGAUUUUAUUUGAAGAGUUCCAGGGAGCUGAAAAGGUUGGAAUCAAUGUGCCGAAGCCCAGUGUUUUCUCACAUAUCAGAGACUCUUGAAGGACUGGACACGAUUCGAACAAGAGGCAGACAGAAGGAUUUCAUUGAGAAGUUUUACAGCCAUCAAGACACUCAUAUCCAGUCUUUUAUCAUGAUGAUGGCGAGUGGCAGAUGGUUUGCUGUUCGUCUGGAUGCGAUCAUUUCUCUAUUAGUCGGCUUAGUGAUUUUAGUGGCAGUUUUGAUAUCGCAAGACGCCGCCUCCGCCGGACUUGCUCUUGCUUAUGUCAUUCAAACAGUGGCUCUGACACAAUACGCUGUCAGAAAAUCGUCAGAUGUCGAGAAUUUUAUGACGUCAGUUGAACGAGUUAUGGCCUACACCAAACUUGACUCAGAGCCUGGGUACAAAGUGGACAGACCUCCUCCAGAACACUGGCCACGUAAAGGAAAUAUCAUAUUUAACGAUGUGUCGCUAACAUAUUACCCGGGGGGUCCACAAGCACUUAAAAGCAUCAAUCUCGGCAUCAAAGGAGGCUCAAAGAUUGGUGUUGUAGGACGCACGGGCGCCGGGAAAUCGUCUUUUGUUUCCGCUCUGCUGCGCAUGCCUGACCCUGAUGGAGAGAUCCUGGUGGAUGGAAUUCAGAUUAAGGAAAUUAAUCUUCAAGCAGCUCGAGGAUCCUCCGCCGGACUUGCUCUUGCUUAUGUCAUUCAAACAGUGGCUCUGACACAAUACGCUGUCAGAAAAUCGUCAGAUGUCGAGAAUUUUAUGACGUCAGUUGAACGAGUUAUGGCCUACACCAAACUUGACUCAGAGCCUGGGUACAAAGUGGACAGACCUCCUCCAGAACACUGGCCACGUAAAGGAAAUAUCAUAUUUAACGAUGUGUCGCUAACAUAUUACCCGGGGGGUCCUCAAGCACUUAAAAGCAUCAAUCUCGGCAUCAAAGGAGGCUCAAAGAUUGGUGUUGUAGGACGCACGGGCGCCGGGAAAUCGUCUUUUGUUUCCGCUCUGCUCCGCAUGCCUGACCCUGAUGGAGAGAUCCUGGUGGAUGGAAUUCAGAUUAAGGAAAUUAAUCUUCAAGCAGCUCGAGGAUGUAUAUCCUCCCUUGGUCAAACUCCGGUGCUUUUUAGUGGUUCGUUGAGGAAAAACCUGGAUAUUGUGCAGCGCUUCCAAGAUGUAGAUCUCUGGCGAGUGUUAGAGGAUGUGCAGCUGAAAGAUUUCGUGGAAAGUCUUGAGGGACAAUUGGAGUACGAAUUAUUGGAAAAUGGAGCAAACGUCAGCAUGGGAGAACGGCAGUUGAUUUGUUUGGCUCGUGUUCUGUUGCAGCAAAACAAGAUCAUCAUCUUGGAUGAACCCACUGCACACGUGGAUCCAGGCACAGAAGAAACAAUCUGGAGAGUGGUGCGAGAGAAGCUGAAGGACUCUACAGUAAUAACUGUGGCUCACCGUCUGAGCACCAUCCAACACUGCGACAAGGUUUUUGUUUUUAAGGAGGGAGGGGUGGUCGAGUCCGGAACUUUUGACGCGUGA
Molecule: messenger RNA, 2949 nt
Organism: Stylophora pistillata
Lineage: Eukaryota; Metazoa; Cnidaria; Anthozoa; Scleractinia; Pocilloporidae
Product: ATP-binding cassette sub-family C member 4
Biological process (GO): transmembrane transport
Cellular component (GO): membrane
Molecular function (GO): ABC-type transporter activity; ATP hydrolysis activity; ATP binding
Source: RefSeq, a predicted model, not a curated record